UAUAAUCUUAUUAUAACCAAUAGUUAACAUUAUGGGUUUAAAUUAAAUGAAUAAAACGUAAAGAAAAUUAAAAUAAGUCGUAGUAAAUAUACUUGAAGUAUCUAGUUGCCAUAAUUUAUAUUAUAAAAAAUUUAAGUAAAUUUAUUGUUAAAUAACAAAUAAAUAGUAACACACAUGUUAAACACAAUAAUUGUAGGUACAAGCACUUUAGCCUCUAUAGGAAUGCGAGUUAAAUAAUGUAAUAUUUUUUAUAAGAUCCUCAAUAGUAUUGGUAACCAUGGCAACUUACUCCAAUUGGAUGGACUAUGGACAAACACAGCGGGCGUACUUAACAUGCGUAGUACUUAACCAUACUACUCAAUUUAUUAUAGUGCAUACAGUAGAAAAUCCUAUAAUCAAGAAGACGUAACUAUGAAAAUCGGUUAUCAAAAAUAUUGACAAUAUAAUUGAAAGUAAAGAGUUUAUUUAAAGACAAUUAUAAAUUUGUACAGCGAAAAAUAUGCUAACGAACACUCAAUCUACUGGGAAUAAUUAUCCAGCUUGUAGUAUAAAUCACGUUCUAAAGGUGACGUUAAAAACUCGAGUGUAGAAAAUGUUUAAUUAAUAUUGGUUAACAGGUAGUUGAUAAUGACAAAAGUUUCAACGGCAUCUAAUAAAUCGUUACAUCUAACUGGAAUCGGAUUGGCAGUCCAGGCGUUUUAUAUAAAUUUAACCCUGGACACAGUGAUGGGUGGUGAUUUUGUUCAGUUAAAGCCUGCAGGACCACCCAUCAUCAAUCCGGCAGGAGUCUGGAGCGUGGAUCAAGUACCCCAGGGAUAUGCUACAGCUGGCAGUAAUUUGGCAUUAAACGGAUUGCAAGCGUUACAGGCUUUCGGUGGAAACAAAAUCGAUGCCAACGGAUAUCGAGACCAGAAUGGGUUCUACCGAGACAAUAACGGCGCACUAAACGGAUAUGACGUCGGCAAUACUUAUGGCGGUGUCAACGACCGUGGAGUUACAAGUGUGGAAGGUGGAGCUUAUGGUGGUAUAAAUGGACGGAACAAGGGACAUCAAGUUGCUGGAUUCAGUACUUCGUAUCAAAAAAAUGAAAGCGGUAAUAAAGCUACGUAUUAUGACGAUGGUCUUGGACACGGUGGAGUGAUUCAAUAUGGUGCGAAAGAUCAAAGAUUCAGAGACGGAGAAGGCAAGGCAUUCGGAGGGGGUUACCACGAUUCGUCGGUGAAGACGAACGCAGUCGGUCAACAAGGCCAGUACGGUAACGGGGACGGUUACCACACGGCCGGCGGUCAAACGGGCGACGCGGUCAACAAUCAGCUAUACGGCACGCGAUCCGACAGCGGCCCGGGCAUCGUGGCCGGCACUCCGUUUUUGGUGUCCACCGCCGACCCAUUGCCACCAGUCGUCCAUCUGCAACCACAAUACGUGCAACAAUCCCCACAGUACAUCCCUCAGGCGCCGCAGUACGUCCCGCAGGCCCCGUACGUCCCGCAGGCCCAAUACGUCCCGCAGGCCCCGUACAUCCCGCAGGCCCCGUUUGCGCCCCAGGCCCCGUUUUCGGCCCAGGCACCCGUUUUGUUCCAGAACAACAUUCCACAACUGCCGCCGAUCAUACAGCAGCAGCCGGGAUCGAUACUUCCGCCGUACAACGUGCAAUUGCCCGCCUUAUCGCUGUCAGCACGCUCGCCGUCCGGCCAAUACGUCGUGCCCAUGCCACCAAAACUCUACGUGGACAAACCCAACGCCACGACGGACGGUUGAAAAUUCCAAUCCAUUAUUACAGUAUAUUCUUACGUUGUUGUUUAUUAAUACAUUAUUAUACGAUAUUAUUCGUGAGUCGGUGGUUAUUCGUUUAGAUUAUAAAGCUCAAUCGGGUCCAACGAUGUUAUAACUGCAUAAUAAUAUAUGGCAGGUGCCUAUUAUGUAUUAUAGGUUGUUGUAUUAUACCUAGGUUUCUAAUCGAGAUGGCCAUCAUUGUUGUUGCUUGUAGAUUUUAUAUUUUAAAAUGUUUAAAGUGUAAUCGGCUCAAAAUGUAUAGUACCCACCUACCCACAUGAAUGUGUAGAGUAUCAAACGAAUACAAUAGUGUGGUGCUAUAUAAUGUAUGCAUAUAAACAAUGCACUAUCAAAACAUUGAAAACUACAUUUUAGAUCACAUUUGUCUCGCACUUUUUUACAUUUUCGUUUUUUUUAAACUCACAGUUAAUAUUUUACAUUAUUUAUUCAUACGAAACAAUUGCAGAUUGUUUUUUUUAUUAUUUGUUUACGACUAGACCUCUCGGAUUUACUUAUGACUCAGGGGACAAGGCGUAUUCUCCAGGGAUGAGGGGUAAAUCAAAGUAUCUUUUUUGUAUACGCACCACCGAGGGUGAUAAUAAAUUCUUGUAGUAACUGGAAAAUCAACACCUCCGAAAUGUAUUCGACGUUUUCCACGAAUAAGAAUACUUUUAAAAAGUCACGAAUUUCCAACUGAAGUAAGUACUAAGUUUAAGCAUGAAAAUAAUGAUACAAAAGUAUUGAGUACUUUGCACUAAUGACGACAAGUAUUUCAUUAUUAAGAAGUUAAGUUUUGAUUACUGUAAGGACGUUGAUGUAUCAACAAUAAACAAUGAAGAUUAGUAAAAACAUAUUAUUGUUUAAAUGUAACCAUAGUUUUAUGUUAUAGACUAGCU
Messenger RNA from Myzus persicae (green peach aphid), 2669 nucleotides. Its product is annotated as hyphally regulated cell wall protein 3-like. The record is from RefSeq and is a predicted model, not a curated record. The transcript is spliced from 3 exons. The coding region runs from base 628 to 1758 and encodes 376 amino acids. NCBI's taxonomy places the organism in Eukaryota, Metazoa, Arthropoda, Insecta, Hemiptera, Aphididae.